Molecule: messenger RNA, 4110 nt
Organism: Calliphora vicina (urban bluebottle blowfly)
Lineage: Eukaryota; Metazoa; Arthropoda; Insecta; Diptera; Calliphoridae
Gene: Grip
Product: Glutamate receptor interacting protein
Exons: 10
Coding region: 841-3891 (1016 amino acids)
Biological process (GO): neurotransmitter receptor transport, endosome to postsynaptic membrane
Molecular function (GO): protein binding
Source: RefSeq, a predicted model, not a curated record
UUUUAACCAAAACAAUUUGAUUUUUAACUUAGAAUCAAAUCAAUUUUACAAAAUAAAAGAAAAUCUUAACAAAAAAUUCAAAAGAAACCUCACAAAAGCAAAUAAGAAGGAAAAAGAAAAUGAAAAACACUUUUCCACUUUUCCAUUUUAUCUAAAUUGCUAAAAGCGUGCGCCAAAGUGCUUUUUUUCGUUGUUGUUUUUUUUUACUAGACUAAAUGAAUGACUGCGUAAGUGUGUUUCGUGUCGUUUUGUUCGCUAUAUAGAUUACGCUACUUUUGGGUUUCUAUACAAAGAAAUGCUCCCCUCUUUGGCCCAACACUCCCCACUUUCAAACCAAAAAUAAAAAGAAAACAUCAACAUCAUCAAAAUACCAGACACUGUUCUUUUUCCUCUUGGUUUUGUCGUUAAAACCAGAAAAACAAAUAUUAAAAGAAUUUAAAAAUAAACUGCAGUUUUUAUAUAAAAAUACACAACAACAACAUUUUACAGCAGCAGCAACAGCAACAUUAAAAUUUGAAAAUAAAAACAAAAUCACACGCCAAAAAAAAAAACGCCAACAGAAAAACAAAAAUCGAAAAUAAAAUUUUAUGUUUUUACACAUUCAAAUUUAUAGAAAAUUUGAUUAAAAAUCUUAAAUAGCAAACCAGAAAAAUCUACAAUAUUUUAUAUUAAAAUAAGUGUUUGAAAUAAAAUGUGCCUUCAAAAUGUUUGAUAUAGUGUAAAAAAAAUUUAACAAAAAAAUAUCUAUUUUUAAAGAAAAUUUAUAGAAAUUAUUCUAAAUUUCAUUACAAAUCAUUAAUUACAUAUUAAUUUUGUGAAAUAAAAAUAAAAAUUAACAAAAUGAAGCUGUGGAAAACAAAAAAACCCAUCAGCUGUGUGUCGGGCAAAAGUGGAGCCCUUAAAAAUGAGGAUAAACAUGAGAUAAAUGGUGCCAACAUACAAAUGGGACCAAUGUUGUCGGUUGAUCGCGCCAUGAGUCCCGCACAAUCAGAAGACUCUGGUUUGGCACCAGAUCGUGGCACAACAUAUGCAACCAUAACAUUACCAAGAGAUAAUACCACAAAUAUGGGUAUAACAUUGGCAGAACGCAACGACCUUUCAUAUCCACCUGUUAUAGCGACGUUGAGUCCAUUGGGUCAUGCUGCUGAUUUUCUAGCGCCAGGAGAUCGCCUACAUCAGAUAGAUGGCAUCUCAACAAUUGGGUUAACAAAUCAACACAUUAUGAGCAUGCUGUGCGGUGGUGGCUCAGCAGAUGGUCCUGCCGUUGUUGAAAUUGAAUAUUCCCUGCCCGAAUACAUUUCCCAAAAUAGUCUUUGUGUUACAUCCAAAUUGGCUCAAAUAACGGUGGAACGAGAAAGUGGUUGUCUGGGUCUAACAUUGCGUGGAGGAGCUGAUUAUCCCCUAAUAGUUACACAUGUACGACCUCAUGGUCCUGUCUACAAAACGGGUCGAAUAAAACCGGGUGAUCGUUUAUUAAGAGUGGAUAAUGUUUCUCUUAUUGGAAAAACUUUGGCUGAGGCCCAACAGAUCAUUAAAUGUGGUGGCCAUAUAUCGGGCUAUACAAAUCUUACCAUUGAAUAUGAUGUUUCUGUGGUGCAAAGUGUGGAAUUUUCUAUGGGUCCUUUGUUAAUUGAAAUUGAGCGGCCCAUGAAUGAUAAAUUGGGUUUGGUUUUGUGUAACUAUACAUCAGCAGCUGGUCUGACUGAUCAUAGUAAAAUCGAUGAAGUGAGUCAAGCGGGCGUGUAUAUAGCGAGUAUUUUACCAGCCAGUAUAGCAGAUAGAUGCGGAGCUCUAACCGUUGGCGAUCAAGUACUUUCCAUAGAUGAUAUUAAUAUAGAAAAUUCUACCUACACUCCGGAUGAAGUAAUGACAAUACUGGACACCAGUUCGGGACGUGGCUAUACACAAAUGCAAAUUAUGCCAGCCCAUGCAUUGGCCAGGAGAGGUCACAACACUUUAAACAGUCCCAAAUACGGUUUCAACACUUUGGAAUCACGCAAAUCACGACAGCGUCAACGUUUUGUGCGCAAAAGUUCGCUGCCUUUAGAGUCGGCCAAUGCAGCUGCCUCCACCAGUGCAGCAAGUGCCGCCGGCAGUAGUGGCAGUGUUAGUGGCCCCAGCGGCAGCAGCAGUGUAAGCGGCAGUAGUUUGGGUAAUGCCAGCAAUAGCACUACAUCCGGUUUGCAUCAUUCAACCAGCAUGGGCAUUUGCCGUGCCGAAACAUUUCCGGUGUUAUUGGACUGCAGCAUGGGCAGCGGUUUGGUGCUGGGUCAACAGACACCCUGCGGUCGAGCAGUAACGAUUUCCAAAAUUUUACCCGACUCAGUGGCCGAUCGUUGUGGUUGCAUACAAAAGGGAGAUCGCAUAGUGGCCAUCAAUAAAAUGUAUAAUUUGGAGCAACAAACCAUGCGCCAGUUGUUGGGUGAUAUGGGCUCAAGACCUCCGCAUGCCCCAGCUAAUUGGUUGGAACUGGAAAUAGAAUUUGAUAUGCCAGACACUGUGGUGCCCUCUAGCGGUGUGUUUAACGUUAAAGUAUUACGAGCUGGCAAGGCUGGCUUGGGUUUGAGUGUUAAUGGCUCUAGUCAUGGUGGUUUUGUUAUAGCCGAUGUUAAGCCCGGUAGUCCAGCUCAUCGUACCGGUUCUCUACGUACCGGCGAUAUUCUUCUAGCUGUAGACAAUCAUCCAGUGCAACAUUUCAAUGUGGAUUCUCUGCUUAAGGAAGGUUCAAUGGGAGAUUUUUCCACGUUGACGGUGAAACGGGUUAUGUUACCGGAUUUCCUGUUUGAUGCCCAACAAAAAGUACCCAAUCAUAUUUACAGCAACUGCCCCAAUAGUCCCACCACAGAUCAUGAUCUAUACAGCAGUGCCUAUGCGGCCAAAUAUAAUGACUGUAUGUCCCUAAAAUCGAGCACACCACAACCUGAAUACUUUAGAGGUCCCACCUUGGAUGAUAGUACCCUUAAUUCCGUGCAAAUAAGGCAUCAUUUGGCGGCCCCCAAUUGGACCAGUAGUGGCACCAUGGGUCGUUCAUUUCAUAAUCAGAAUACUCAAAGUUUGACCACAGAAUUACCGGAUGAUGAGGCAAAUUAUAAUGAAUUUGGUGGCUACGAUUUGGAUAGAUAUGCCAGUGUUGACUGCACCACUUUACCGCCACCAAUGGAAAAUAAAGUCUAUGGCUCGGCUGCUAGUUCGAGUAGUAAAAGCAGUGGCACUAGUUUGCAUCAAAUUAUUUUCACAGUACGUUUAGAGCCCAAGGGAGGACUGCUGGGUAUAACCCUGGCCGGCAGUGAAGAUAUUUCAAAAGCCAUUACAAUAAGUGGUAUAGUUGAAGGAGGUAUUGCACAUAAAAACGGUCAAAUCCAAGUGGGUGAUCAACUUUUAGCCAUAAAUACCGAUUCCAUACAAGGAAUGCCUCUAUCGCAUGCCACAAACUUACUACAAAAUUUAGGAGAUAUAGUGGAUUUGAAGAUCUUAAGAUCCCAUGAUGUACAAAAUAAUUACGGAUCAGCAACAGAAACCAGCAAUAUGCCACAACCACAAGCCAUAUAUGCCAAAGUUCAGAGACGACCCAGAAGUCCCUCGGCAAAUACCGAUAAUGGUUCAGCAAGUGGUAAGGCGGAAAAACCGAGAGUGUUCCAUGUCACUUUAUUCAAAGAUAAAAUUUACGAUGAUUAUGGAUUUUCUGUAUCCGAUGGUCUGUAUGAGAGAGGGGUAUUUAUAAAUCGUAUAAGAACAGGAGGACCGGCUGAUAAAUGUGGCUUACUAAAGCCUUUUGACAGAAUAAUGCAGGUUAAUGAAAUGAAGACCCAAGAUUUUGACUGUUGCCUUACCGUGCCCCUAAUAGCUGCAGCGGGUGACAAAAUCGAAAUGAUUAUACAACGCACAGAAUAGUAAUAGUUUCCUCCUACUCCUCCAACCAACCCUCUCCCCAAACUGUUUUAGCAGUACGUGCCUUUUUUAAAACCAUUCACCUAAAUAUUCAAUAAACGAUCAAUAUCAAAAUCAUGAUCAGAUCAAUACUAUGAUAUUUUCUAACCAAAUAUACAAUUUUAAAUUAUUUUUAUACAAUUUACGAAAACACAAUUAGAAUUAACACUUUAAAUGCCAAAA